This is a messenger RNA of Dichomitus squalens LYAD-421 SS1, 1795 nucleotides long. RefSeq names its product alpha/beta-hydrolase. The record is from RefSeq and is a predicted model, not a curated record. Lineage: Eukaryota; Fungi; Basidiomycota; Agaricomycetes; Polyporales; Polyporaceae. Gene Ontology annotation, molecular function: serine-type carboxypeptidase activity. Bases 60 to 1634 code for a protein of 524 amino acids. Gene Ontology annotation, biological process: proteolysis. Gene Ontology annotation, cellular component: fungal-type vacuole. The transcript is spliced from 8 exons.
GGGCUCUCUGGACCAUCAUCAUCCAGGCUGAGGUUCGCUGGUUCGCGUCUGUACAAGGGAUGCGCUGGGUCUCUGCGUUGUUGCUUUCUACGACUUUGCUCGGUGCAGCCGCGAACCCAUUCGUGGGUUCAGACGCAGUGGUAGGUGUUGACAAUGUCGGACCUCAACAUAUUCUGGCUUGGCCUGGGGUUGAACAUCCCGCAGCCAACUCUGUAGAAGAGCAUCGGCAAGAGGAGUUCCGAAGCACGAUUACCAGUGUUGAUGGUGUAGUGUACCAGCAGUUUGCGCACCCUGCGUUCUCGGAUCAUCGCUUGAGGGUUACUAGUCCUGAGAUAUGUGACCCCACCGUGAAACAGUACUCGGGAUAUCUUGAUAUCUCAGACACUCGUCACCUCUUCUUCUGGUUCUUCGAAGCACGGAAGAAUCCGGACUCGGCACCUCUCAUGAUGUGGCUCAAUGGCGGGCCUGGAUGUAGCUCCACGACAGGUCUACUCUUCGAAAACGGCCCCUGCGCUGUCACUUCUCCAAAUACGACCGAGUGGAACCCGUACUCAUGGACUAACGUUGCGAACAUGAUCUUCCUUGACGAGCCCAUCGGUACCGGUUACUCCUACGCCUCCGACCACUCCAAGGUCGACACGCUUGCGGACCUUGCUGUCGACGUCUACGCUUUCCUCCAAUUGUUCGUGUCCAGCUUCCCCCAAUACGCCGAAAAACCAUUCCAUCUCGCUGCGGAGAGCUGGGGCGGGCAUUAUGGACCAAACAUCGCGAGCUACGUACAUAAGAUGAACAAGCGCCGCAUAUACGCUCCGUUCCCAGGACAGAGGCAUAUCAAUUUUGCCAGCUUGAUCUUGGCGAAUGGCUUGACAGAACCAGCGACGCAGUUCGAGAGCGUACCGGAAUACCUAUGCGACAAGUCGCCGUACCCGCCGUUCGAAAAGGACUCAGUGACAUGUCGCAUGUUGAGAGCCGAAGCCCCGAUUUGCGAGAGGAUGAUCGAGAGCUGUUAUCGAUUUGAGAGCUUGGCGACAUGCGUGUCCGCGACCAGGUACUGCUGGGCACGCGUCCUGGGUGUUGGGGGUAACAUCCACUACAACCCAUACGACAUUCGGAUCCCAUGCGUGGACCCCGACGGGGUGUGCUACGAGGAAAUGGGGUGGAUUACAUCCUGGAUGAACAAACCCGACGUGAAAAGGGCGCUGGGCGUGGAUCACAGUCCGAUUGACUUCCUAGCGUGUAACAUGACGACCAACGCGGGGUUCUACACACAGGGUCAAGCGAUGCACAACAGCGCGGCGCUUCUGCCUGAGCUUGUGGAGGCCGGUAUACGCCUGAUGUCCUUUGCCGGGAAUACCGAUAGUGUCUGCAAUCACAUUGGCAUUGAGAACUGGAUGCUCAAGCUCGAGCACAAGCACCACGAGGAGUUCUUGAGCGCGCCGUUCCUCCCGUUCAUCACAGACGUGACGGGGGACGUCGGAGGCAAGGUGCGCACGGCGGGCGGGUCAGGUGCAGGAAACGUCACCUACGUCCAGAUUGUCGAUGGCGGACACAUGGCCCCACACGACCAACCGGAGGCCACAUUGGACAUGAUCACCAGAUGGGUGAGAAAUAUCCCAUUCGAUGUGAUCGGAUGACAGGAAUGGAGGUCCGGUUGCCAGUUGGACCCAGCGGAGGCCGAGAAGCCUCCGCGGGCCGUCCGACCCAGCGGAGGCCGAGAAGCCUCCGCGGGCCGUCCGUUCACCCUUGUAGUAUAGCCCCCAGACAACCCCCACUCAACAGAGACUGUAGUUUCAAC